Caenorhabditis remanei is the source of this 744-nucleotide messenger RNA. RefSeq lists its product as uncharacterized. NCBI's taxonomy places the organism in Eukaryota, Metazoa, Nematoda, Chromadorea, Rhabditida, Rhabditidae. The record is from RefSeq and is a predicted model, not a curated record. The coding region runs from base 1 to 744 and encodes 247 amino acids. The transcript has 6 exons.
AUGUCUCCAUCUCCCCAUGGUUUCAAGGUCAACACAACGACCAGCACAAAUCCAGGAACUAAAUAUCAAGAUUCUGGAGCUCUCACGACGCUUGAACUUUUCAAGGCCGUGAAUGCACAAUUUCCAAUGACAAUCAAACCAGAGACUUCUGCGAAAAUGAGUCCCUUUGGUUUCAAGGUCAGCCCAACCACCAGCACAACUCCAGAAAGUGAAUAUCAAGACUCUGGAGCUCUAACCACGCUUGAACUUUUCAACGCGGUAAAUGCACAAUGCCAAAUGACAAGCAAACCAGAGACUUCUGCGAAAAUGUCUCCCUUUGGUUUCAAGGUCAACACAACCACCAGCACAACUCCAAGAAGUGAAUAUCAAGAUUCUGGAGCUCUCACCACGCUUGAACUUUUCAACGCGGUAAAUGCACAAUGCCAAAUGUUGAACAACUCAGAGACCUCUCGCGAAAUCGCGCCAAAUCCUCACGGUUUCAAGGUGACAACCUCAAGCACCACUCCACGAACUGGAUAUCAAGAUUCCGGAGCUCUCAGCACGCUUCAACUUUUCAACGCGGUAAAUGCGCAAUGCCAAAUUGCAUCCAAUGCGUCCAGAAAACGUUUAAGAAGAGCUGAAAAGAAUAAGAAGCUCACGGUUCAAGCGCCAACAAGAUUUAGCGAUGGUUCAGAGAUAUUUUUCUUCAUGGAACUGUUCCACCUGAUUCGUCAGGGAUUUGAAAGAAGUGAUCCGAACCCAUAA